CUCCAGUAUUAGCUGAUACGUGCUCUGGCUGAUAAGAAUACUAAUUCAACUUUGCUUUUUGUUCUAGAUUUUGUCAACAACGUUUGAAAGAUGACAUGUACAUAAGUCGUUUUAGAUCGUUCGAUCAAGUAAAGUUUCUGAUAGAUUCAAUGCGAUCCGUUAAAUUGACAGUUGAAGGACCAGCCCUUGCAAAUGCAGUGUAUGUGACUGAAGUUCAGGAUGUAAAUACACUUGUAAAAUCGCGAGUGAAACCGAUAUACGGUGAUGCGAUUGCUGUAAACGGCUUCCAUCGAUCAAUACGUUCAAGUACAAGCAAAAAUCACCAUGGCUACGGAAUGUUUUCUGUUUGGCGGUUUCGUGAUAAUUACUACCGCCAUAUGGGUGUACGUGUUGCGCGAACGGCCGUUCGAGUUCUUAGCGUACGCCAUGUUCCUGCCCGGGGCAACUGCCCUUGUGUGGUCGUUCUUCAAGGGGACGCUACGGGAGUUCGUCUGGAUGACUUCCGGUUUGGACCAGCCCGUGUCAAGUAUCGUGUACAGCAUUGUUUCCAUGGUAAUGGUCGUAGCACUCGUGCAAAUGUGUGUGAAAGUAUCCAGCCACAUCGGAUGGGCACAGAAAGUUGAAAUGCGCGCCUCCGCCAUUCACGGUCAUAACCGGAACUACGUCAGUGGGUUCAUGCGCGCGGCGGGGGAGGAAGUGGGCUGGCGCUGCUUCCUGCUGCCUUGCCUCGUGCAGCGCUACUCUACCAACCAGGCUAUACUGAUAUGCGGUGUGUUCUGGGGCUUGUUCCACGUUCCCGUCAUGGUUCUGUUGAUGUCGCUCACGAAGCCACAGCGCCCUCGCACCACCGCCAUCGUGCAAUGUGUCUCGUGUGUAUUCGCUGCGUUCACACAUGGCUGGGUCGCCAUUAAGUCGGGGUAUUCAAUGUGGCCUGCCAGUGUGAUGCAUUGGUUCUGGAACGUUUACAAUCCCACCGUGCUAGGCAGCAUUUACACAAACACCCCUGGUCAUUAUACCGGCGAGCAGUGGAAAAUCAACGGCGAGGGGCUGAUGGGAUGCCUCGUUAUGGCACCGGUUGUAGCGAUCAUAUGCAUAGAACAGAACAACUGGACGUUGUAGAAAUAGUCCGUUAAAAUAAUCGUUAAUUGUUGCAUUUAUUUAUAUAAAAAUGCUUUAAAAGUGUUUCUUUAUAAUAAAUCAAUAUAUUUAAAUUAAACUCCUUCUUACUUGAUAUUACUUUCCUCAUUCGGAUUUUCGUCAUGUAUGUAUGCGUGCGUGCAUGUGCGUGUGUAUGUGACAAAAGAACUUGAUUUUUACAGAUUAUCUCCAACAUUGGGAAGGAAUCUCAAAUAUCAAAUAAUUCAAUUUGUCAACUGUUUCGUUUUAACCAUAUAAACGAUUGUCAUUGUUGAAUCGAAGCACAUGUAGAUGGUAUUUAAAUUUGGUCAUGGUAUUUUCAUGUACAUGUAUAUGAAUUAUUAUGUUUUAAGAGCCGAUAUACGCUUGCUUACAUGUGCAUCAGUAUCGUUCGCUAUAGUUUUAAAAAUUAUAUUGUAUAUUUUUUGCAUUUGUAUGUGAUGAAUGUUUAAGAAAAAAAUCCCAUUUUCUGAUGUCUACAUUUUUCGUUUAAGAAAUAUGUUACACGUUACGUAGGCAUGGCAUGCUUUACCAUCUGUAUGUUUAAAAAUGCGACAGAGUUUAUAUUUCUGAUUUGCAAUAUCACAUAUUAAUCAUGAACUAUUUUAUCAUUUGUCAGUUUGUCUACGCAUUAAGUCCGAGCCUAUAACUGAAUAUGACCAACAUUAACGUUCACAAGAAAGAAGAAAAUGACCCAUACAAAUUAAUUUCGACAUAUAUACAUGCAUGUAUAAACGCAUGAGAAUUUUUGCCCAUCUAAUCAUGUACGGAAGUAAAUAAGAUAACAAAUAUUCACAUAUUCUAUUCUAAACAGCAUUUCUGUAGUUAAACAUAUUCUAAUAGCCAUUAUAAACGUCAACUUGCUA
Molecule: messenger RNA, 2003 nt
Organism: Dreissena polymorpha
Lineage: Eukaryota; Metazoa; Mollusca; Bivalvia; Myida; Dreissenidae
Exons: 6
Coding region: 325-1119 (264 amino acids)
Biological process (GO): CAAX-box protein processing
Cellular component (GO): membrane
Molecular function (GO): metalloendopeptidase activity
Source: RefSeq, a predicted model, not a curated record